AUGGAAGAAUUGCAAUCGCAAGAACGGGCCGAAGCCCAGCGCAGCGUGUUGUCCAAUGCGACCAGAGCUGAAGAACCGCGCUCAAGUGCUAGUGUUCUGUCGUCGCUUCAAACACUCAGGAUUGGUGCUGCUGGAUUUCUCAACCCAACGACUACACUGGAUAUCCACGGCCUGGCAAUCGGACGGAUCGUCAGCAACGCCAACAGCUUUGGUCGGCCAGCCAGUCGACAACCAACACACUGGGCAGCACACGAGCUGCCAUCUCGCACCUCGCAGUCGGACGGACUGGAGGUCAUCACACUCUCCGCAGUUGGACGGGCUGCCGGAGAUCAUCUGUCAUCGGACGUGGCGAGCGUCCCCCACCAAGAAGCUCUGCGAACCGGAACGCCGAGAGCUAAACGCGUCCCCGAAGAAGAGGCUCCCUCGGAACGCCGAGAGCGAGCAACCAGUUUCCUGCCCAUGUUCGGCCAGCGCACCAAGGCGCUGGAAGUAAAGUCUGGUUCGCGGCGGGUAGAACCGAUCUACCGCGUCGUUUUACCUCCCCCAUCGACGUCACCAAUCUUCAGUCUGCUCACCAGGAGUAGAUUCCCCAUCCAACACCGGUUGGAAUCCCGGCUAUGUUGCCGUGCACAGCAGCAUCGGUCCGGCCGUCUUCGGCCACCUUCCUCUCUGGGCUCGCGGAGAAGGAUUGAAGUUCACGAGCAAAAGCGUGACGUCAUGGUCAACGGGGACACCUGCUCCCACACUCCAGCCACAACAUGGUGGCACAUUCCAAGGCCUCAACGGAGGCAACCUAUGGCCACACAACUGGCACACUCAAGCCCUCACUGGAGGCACCACGAUCCACACACGGUGGAAACCAAGUCGGCCACAACGGUAGCAUCACACGCACAAGCAGGAAACAGCAGCAGUACGGACGCGCGGACGGCGCAGCAGAUCAUGGCGGGCGGCACCAAGGCCCGGGCACUCUUCAGGGGCGGCACCCAAGCCGCAAACCACCACACCACGGUCACCAAGCUGCACAACCGGUGCAGCACACGGCGGGCGGCGCACAAGCCGCAGUACAUCCACACACUCACAUACAGUCCACACACACACAAGGGCAGCACAGUCGCUGCACUCUCAAGUGGCAAUACAGCCACGACGAGCGGCAAGAGGCCGCACUCCUACGACCCACGAUGGGCGGCGCACGAGCCGCUGACAACAGCUCACCCGAGCAACGACGGCGAUGGUGACACUAUCAUCGCACGACCGCAGCACAGCGGUCCCCGAGCGGCACGUAAGCCGCAGAAACACCACGCUUACCCCUACGUUAGGGCGGUGCACGAGGCACCAAAUCAGCACCAGUUCAGCGAGCCAAAUGCUGAAAGCGGAGUUCCAGCACCGAGGCAUUUGGGGGUGGCGCGUUCGUGGUCGGACGGGCCAGAACAGCCACCCCGCCACUUCCCCAAGAUAAGUCCUGCUGGAACAUCCCUGAAAUGCCAGCCAUUGGCAUCGUACGCGGUCGACGUGGACACUUCCUGACGUCAACACAACCGAAGCUCAUCGUUCAUCCCCACGACCUGCAGCAGUGGCCAAUGCUGCACGAGUCGUCACAUGUUGACUGGGUAGACGUACCCUCGGUAAUGAUGAUCUGGAGAACCAGAGAACACACCACGUGACGUCAGCGAUGGAGUCCACAUCAAGUCUUCUCAACGAAGAGAGGAAUCAUACCAGUCGACCUUAUAACCGGUGGCAACGUGCCCACCAACAACAUCAUCGUCUUUAACCGCGCCAACAAGGCGGCGGUAUUCUCAACGGUCGCACCAUCACAGCGUGGUGGCACAGCAAGUGAGCGAGCCGAUCGCUCUUGCCAAAGUCUACGGCAAUCGAGGUCACAGCAACAAGGCACGAGGAGUGGCGCGUUCGGGGUCGGACGGGCCAGAACUGCCGCUCCACCCCCACUCCAAGUUAAGUACAGCAACAAAUUAACUUUUUGUACAAAGCUCAGCGCUUUCCACCCUCACAGGUUGCUGUCAUCCCUCGAUUCGGCCAAGCAUCGUCAACGACACUGCAGAACAUCGUCAACCAGCCAGCAGCUCAACUAUCAACAAAAUACAAGACUAAGAAUACUAAAAGAACUGUGAUAUUAAUGUUAAGUAGCGUAGGGCUGUUAGGACGAUUUCUUGUUGAAAGCCUUCGGCCUUUCAAGGCGGGCGGUAUGUUAACGCCCAGUUAACCAAAUUUGACGAUUAGUAGAAAAACACUUUCAGACAACACUGUAGAUUAUGUAACACCACACACACAAUCUCAGUAGCCCUUCGUGUACCUUUAUGUUCAAUGUUAGUAGUCGUUUCAGCACACGAAGUGGUUUGUCUUUUGUAAAGUUUGUAGACUUCCCGGUCGCAAAGAACUUGACGAGCUUAAAACUAGACCAGAACUCAAUCCAUAAGACACUUCUGACCAGAUGGUCGACCGGGACAGUCACCCCUCCUCAGGGGCAAGUUAAGUAGAGCAAUAAAACCAUACUUGUAACCGCCAAUCUGUACUCCUUUCGUACAAUAAACCAUCCCAAGUAAAUCGCGUUUUGACUUACC
This is a messenger RNA of Culex pipiens pallens (northern house mosquito), 2576 nucleotides long. RefSeq lists its product as uncharacterized. The transcript has 3 exons. Bases 1 to 1524 code for a protein of 507 amino acids. Lineage: Eukaryota; Metazoa; Arthropoda; Insecta; Diptera; Culicidae. The record is from RefSeq and is a predicted model, not a curated record.